This is a messenger RNA of Gasterosteus aculeatus aculeatus (three-spined stickleback), 4173 nucleotides long. It is a transcript of the gene tdrd7a, whose product is annotated as tudor domain containing 7 a. NCBI's taxonomy places the organism in Eukaryota, Metazoa, Chordata, Actinopteri, Perciformes, Gasterosteidae. The record is from RefSeq and is a predicted model, not a curated record.
GCGUAAUCGACUCGCCGAUCAGAUAAAAAGUGCGCAUUAAAUGCAUUUCAAAUUAACUUAUUAGUUGGUUAGAUAAAAAAAAAUAAUCCGGGCUAAAAUGUGAACAACCGGCGGUGACGUUUUGACCUUGUGGGCGUGAACGUGUGCCAGUGCACGAGCACGAGCACGCGACACUUUGAUCGCAAGAAGACACUGCGUCGGUUGGUUAAUGUUAACGGUUAAAAGACAGAAGCAGUUUCUCAGAGUACAGAGUAACUUUUGGUACCAGGAUGGCGGACAGCGAAUCUAUCAAAAAGAUGUUGCGGUCUGUACUUCAGUCCAGUAAGGACGGUGUGUCCAUCAGCACCCUCCAGUCAGACUACCUGUUGCUGUGCGGAGAGAGUAUCCCGCUGAGGGCGCUGGGCUACUCGAACCUGAAGGACUACCUCUGCAGUAUCCCCUCUGUGGUCCGCCUGGAGAACCGCAUGGGUGAGAUAAGAUGCUUUGCAGCCGUGUGUAAAGAGACGGCUCACAUUGCCGAGCUGGUGACCAAGCAGAAGAGCUCCAAGAAAUCAGAUCGUUCUCAAAUUGUUAACUGCAAGUUGCGAUUCAAACCUUCAAACCCGUACAUGCUCAAUGUGAGGCCAAAGUCCUCUCUCCGCCAACCUACAGCCUUUGGGGCCGUUCAUUCGCAAGCAAACCGCUCUUGGUCUCAUGGAGGCAACAGCGGCUCCAGCGCUUCAGGAGACUACAGGCAGUUGGACCAGAGGUUAAGCUCUGCCACCCCAGUCGAGCACAGACAACCGGCUCCUCAACCAGCUGUCAACCAGUGUUCGAUGCCUGACAGGAAAGAGAAGAACGCGGCAAACCGUCAGAAACCCAAAGAAUGUUUCAAAGAGAAACCUCCUGAACAAGUCUCCGGGCUCAGCGAAUCCCAGCAGUCGUCUCUGUAUGACGUGGAGCUGGUGCAGAGCAGAAUAACUCAGCUCUUGAAGAAAUACCACAGUGGAUUGUGGAUGUCAAAACUACCGGAAUUGUACAGUGCAAUGUUCAAUCAGAAGCUUCACCCUCAGGUGCUCAUUGAUCUGAAAAACUGGAUGCACAUCACCAAGGUGGACCAAUCUUCUGACCGUCUGAUCUACCCCCCCGUGCCUCCUAAGCCGAAUAUUGUCCCUAUAAGAAACGCCCCCAACAUGCCACCAACAUCACCCACUGAUUCAAAAACCCUCCCCGCAGUUGUUUCUUCGCGGCCGACGACACCCGACCAACCCUCCAUCCCCUCCCCUCCUCCUCCUGUCCCCAAACGGAGAGAAACACGCCAAAACCCCUUAGCUAACCCGACCUUCCUUUAUCCUCCGCAACCUGCCGCCGCCCCUUCCCGCACACUGUUAAAUUCAGUCACUCUGCGCAGCCCGGCCCGCAACCCAGCUCUUGCUCCGCAGCUUCCCAUCUGUGUUAAUCCUGCAGCACAUUCCGACAGGGAAUUUAAACAAAAUCAGAACUUGCAUGCAAAUAACCGCAACAGAAACUGUCCGACCGUAGCAUCCAACUGGACUUGCCCUGUCCCAUGUCAUUCCUCGAAGUCUGCUGCUGCUGUGGUUUUGUCCGCUGACGUGCGCCACAGAAUAAAGGAGCUUCUGUCAAAGUACAGUCAGGGUCUGUGGGCCCACGCUUUGCCCAAGCUCUUCAUGGACACAUACAAGACGCCCUUCCCCGAAAAUAUCCUGAACAACUUGUCUGUCUUGCAAGAUAUUUUCACCGUGGAGUACCCCAUGCUGCACGACAAGAAGAAGGCCAUCUUGUACAACUCAGGAACAGCUGACCUAGAAGCCACACCAGGUCAUGAAGGCCGUCCCCUUCCCUCGGGUCUGGAGGUCCUGGGUCCUGUGGUGCCUCCCUGUCUGGUUCUUCCCUCGGAGCAGUACCCCUCUGUUCUCAUUACCAAUGUCAAGGGAAGCAAUGAUAUCACCUUAAGGUAUGUAGGUGAAAAUUACUCCGAUGCCCAGGAAGCCAUGGAGGAAGCCAUGGCGUCUUUCUACAGCCAAAGCUCCACCCACCAUCCUCUUCCUGAACCUGUUGUUGGUCAACUGGUAGCAGUCCGGUGGGAGGAUGGAGAGGAGCUGGCAAGAGCUCAGGUCAUUGGUGUCAUCCCUCCUAACCAGUAUAAGGUAUACUACGUGGACUAUGGCUUCUCUAUGGAAACCAGUGGGACUAAUCUGCUGGAGCUGCACCAGGACUUCCUCUCUCUACCCUUCCAGGCGAUUAGUGUUGGACUUGCAGGCCUAGAGGCAUUCACCUCCCAUCCAGUGGUGCUCUCUUCUUUGGACAAGUUGGCAGCCAGCAAGAUUCUGCUGAUGGAGAAAUUGGAGCCCUGUCGAGAGAAUGAGACGCCCGUUGCAGUGCUGUACGACACCUCGCAGGAUGAUGAUGUCAACAUUAACUCCAUCUGCCUGAAGGCUCUCCAGGAUGUGACCAUGAGCAACCCUCUGACUGUACAUGUAACCUAUCAGGAUGUGCGUGUCACAAAUGUGUGUGCAGAUGGUCUCCUCUACUGCCAGCUGCCCUCCAGAGGAACCACGAGACUCAGCAAGUUGCUGGAAGAAACUGAGUUUCUCUUCACUUCUCAGCUGAUGACUUCGGAGUUGCUAGUGUCCAGGCCUUUCAGUGGCAAGUUCUGUCUGUCCUGCUACAAAGGAAUGUGGUCCAGAGUGGAGAUCACCAACGUCUAUGGAAACCGAGUGAUUGAUAUCCUCUUCAUCGACUUGGGUGUCACAGCAACUGUAGAGGUCACUAAUCUCCGAGAGAUCCCCCCUCUUCUCCUCAACGACUUCGCCAUCAUCCCGCCGCAGGCCAUCAAAUGUCGCCUGGCUAACGUCACAGUUCCAGAGGGAGGCUGGAGCCCGGAGGCCGUUCUGUGGGUGAAGGAGGCUGUGAUGGGCUCCAAGGACUGUAAAAUGAGGAUCUCAAAAUUGGAGCAGCACAAAGAGGACCGGCUGGUCUACAUGGACCUCUUUGUUGGUGCCGACAGUCAGGAGCGGGACAAGAGCAUCAACCACCAGCUGGCGCAUGCAGAGUGGUGGCAGACACUCGCAGCCCACGACGACAACAACAACAGCAGCACCAGCAGCGGAGACACAGGUCUCAGUGCUCUAGUGGAGAAGUUGACUCUGGGCGGCCUGGACUCGAGCCCCAUCACCAAACCGCCAACCGCAGCUCUUCGCGGUGCAGACGUCGCCUCCACUGCUGAUGUGACUACCAAGACACUUCCACUGCCUCCCCCUCUGGAGCUGCCCCAGCCUGGUCAGAACAUGGAUGUGUUCGUCCCAGUUGCAUGUCACCCUGGUUACUUUGUGCUGCAGCCAUGGCAGGACCUGCAUAAACUGGUGGUGUUGAUGGGGGAGAUGAUGCUCUAUUAUAACCAGACGUUGAACACCAACUCGGCCCAAAGCAUCCAGAAAGGACAGAUCUACGCUGGGAAAAUAGACAAGAAUUGGCAUCGGGUGCAGGUGAAGGGGAUUCUGACCAACGGGUUGGUUUCUGUGUUCGAGUUGGACCACGGCAAACAUGAGCUGGUCCGCAGUACCCUCCUCAGGCCCCUGAUUGAGGAAUUCAGACAGCUGCCCUUCCAGGCCAUCACUGCACAACUUGCAGGUAUGACACAGAAGCAGUGGUCAGAGGAGGCCGCCAUGUUAUUCAGGAAUCACGUGGAGGAUCGGGCGCUGGUGGCCCAGGUGGAUAGCGUGGCAGAGGGGACAAGCCAGCUGUGGCGAUGCAAGUUGACCGUUUACCUGGUGGACACGUCGUUGGACAAGGACCUUUGGAUUCACAGCAUGAUGGCAGACAUCAGCAGUGAGCUGUCUUCAGCCCCCUAGGAUUCAGUCUUAAGUUUUGAGUUCAGUUGCCUGUGUGUUGCAUGCUUUAGGUUUUGUUUUCCUCUUAUGCACGCGAUGGUGUCUUAUUUUGCAGUUAAUUCGUUGUCUGUUUUUUAAAGUAAUUCAAUUUAAAUGGCUUUACUGCAUUAAUUACAUAGGUUGUUUAUAUAUGAACAUCUACAUUGCUUAUGGGAUGUUACUUCCCUAACACUUUGCUUGAAAACAAUGAACCAAAUUGUAAUAUUUCUAGUGUGAAAGACACAGAAGAUGUUCACAUGUUUUUGUUCAAUAAAAAAUUAAGCCAAAGGAGGGUGAACUUUGA